AUGCAGUACAAGGAGAUCUACGACUUUGCAUACUCUCUCGCAGAGACGGCAUCCGCGACCAUCGUCGAGGCCUCAGCAAAACGAUGGACUUCUACCACCGGCCUGAACGAGAAAAAGAACUCUGUCGACCUCGUGACCGAGACAGACGAGGCUGUGGAAAAGAUGAUAAAAAAUGCUGUAGCUGAAAGAUAUCCCAGCCACAAAUUCAUAGGAGAAGAGUCCUAUGCUGCGGGAGAUAGGCCUCCUUUGACAGACGAUUACACGUGGAUUGUGGAUCCCAUUGAUGUAGCUAAUAUCAGCUUUGUACAUUCUUACCCAUUUGUCGCUUGCUCCAUUGGAGUCGCGCAUAAAUCCAAGCCCAUCGUUGGCGUCAUUGCCCUUCCCUUCAUGAAGCAGAUCUUCUCUGCCUACUCGGGUGGCGGUGCCACUCUUAAUCAGAGCACGCCCCUUCCGUUGACCGGUGGUAUACCACAGCCGUUAGCCGACUUGUCUCGCUGCAUGAUUGGAGCCGAAUGGGGGUCCGACCGAGGACAAGACACAUUCACCAAGAAGACGUCUUCUUUCGCUAAACUUGCGGGAGAUCCUGAGAAAGGGGUCAAGGGUGGUGUGAUGGCGCACGCCCUCAGAACUACUGGCUCUACAGCGUGUAACGCUGUGGCUGUUGCUGCUGGGCAGCUUGAUGUAUACUGGGACGCGGGCUGUUACCCAUGGGACGUCUGCGCUGCUGCUAUCAUCCUCCAGGAGACUGGCGGCUACUUUGCUGGCGGAAAGAACACCUUGGACAGUCCAGUAGGCGAGGUCAUGAUGGGCAGAAGAUACAUCUUUGUGCGAGCGGUGCCGCCUACAGAGAAGGAGACAUCUUACGAGAUACAAACUCGUCUGGCCAAGGAACUCUACGAGGUUGUGGAUGAAUGGACCAACGAAGAUAUGAUGUAG
Messenger RNA from Cryptococcus amylolentus CBS 6039, 936 nucleotides. RefSeq lists its product as hypothetical. The coding region runs from base 1 to 936 and encodes 311 amino acids. Gene Ontology annotation, biological process: phosphatidylinositol phosphate biosynthetic process; inositol metabolic process; signal transduction. Gene Ontology annotation, molecular function: inositol monophosphate 1-phosphatase activity. The transcript is spliced from 12 exons. Lineage: Eukaryota; Fungi; Basidiomycota; Tremellomycetes; Tremellales; Cryptococcaceae. The record is from RefSeq and is a predicted model, not a curated record.